This is a messenger RNA of Rhea pennata, 3768 nucleotides long. It is a transcript of the gene OTOA, whose product is annotated as otoancorin. NCBI's taxonomy places the organism in Eukaryota, Metazoa, Chordata, Aves, Rheiformes, Rheidae. Gene Ontology annotation, biological process: cell-matrix adhesion. The transcript is spliced from 29 exons. Gene Ontology annotation, cellular component: cell surface. Bases 1 to 3405 code for a protein of 1134 amino acids. The record is from RefSeq and is a predicted model, not a curated record.
AUGUCCGGUCUUUUGAAGAUAUGGUUCUUAUUGAUAUUAAUGAAUCAUGCUGAGAUUACAGACAGUCAGAACUCUGAAGGUUUGCCUCCAUUAUUACGCAAAGCUGUGGAGGAAGUAAUAACUGGAAAAUAUCUGAAUGCUCUCCUUGAUAUACUUCAUUUUCAGAGUUCUAAUGUCUGGACAACAGAUACACUUGCAAAAGUCAUGGCGUAUUUUCAUGCCCGAGAAGUUAUGUUUACUUUUAGCAGCUUACAGAUGUCCAUACAAAGUUACCUGAAGAACCUUUUAUACCAGCCUAGGCAACUACUAUCCGAAUUUCAACAGCUUGAUCAGCAGCAGUUUCAAACUGCAAUGAAAUAUCUCUUCAGCAGCAGAAGGGACCGCCUGGAGAUGGGAAAUAUUAUUCUUGAUUUGGACAAGAUUAGAGAGAAAGUUUUUCAAAGCCCAGGAGUAAACAGGACCUUGUUCCUUAUAACAUUAGAAGAAUGUUUCCUGGCUUUGAGUGCUAUGGAGUGUGUGGAUAUCUUGAGCCAGGUGUUGCGUGUGCCAGCAAUGCAGUAUCUCCAACCUGGCAUCACUGGGAGCCUCCCAAAAGACCUGCAGGAGGAUGCUUUCAGAAACCUAUCAACAGUAUUCAAGGAUCUGUACGACAAAACUUCAGCAAAUACACAGAAGGCUCUGUAUGGCUGGAUGAAGCAGAUUCUACAAAAAUCCUGUAAUGCCAGUGAGUUCAAUGAGUCAACUUCUUGGGUCAGUGCUGAAAACUUAUGGAUUUUGGGAAGAUACAUGGUCCAUCUCCCUCUAGAAGAAAUUCUGAAAAUUAGUCUCAGUGAAAUAAGGCUGUUCAUUAGCUACGACAAUGCAACGAAGCAGUUGGAUACAGUGUAUGAUAUCGCACCAGACCUCGCACAAGCUUUCCUAGAAAGAAUAAACUCAUCGGGAUUUGAUAUGAGAAACACUUCCACUGUUUACAGGCUGGGUUUAUUGGUUUGCUUUUAUGAUGACAUGGAACAGAUGGAUGCCACUGUGGCCCGCGCUUUACUUCAUCAAAUGAUUAAAUGCAACCAGCUGAGAGGUUUCCAGGCUGAAGUUCAGAAGCUCAAGGCUCAGCUCCUGAAUAUUGCCAUGCAAAACCAGACAUUGAAUGAUACACUUGGAUCUCUGUCGGAUGCUGUGGUUGGAUUGACUUCAAGUCAGCUGGAAUCUUUGUCACCUGAAGCGGUGCAUAAUGCUAUUUCAACAUUAAACCAAGUCUCUGGAUGGGCAAAAAGCCAAGUUAUGAUUUUAGCUAGUAAAUAUCUCUCUUACGAAAAGGUUUUAUCAUAUUAUAAUAUUAGUCAAAUGGGUGCAUUAGUAACUGGAAUUAGCACCCAGUCAUUCUACAGCAUGAACCCAAAGGAGCUUUCUCAGGUUAUUCGAGGCACAACAUCCCAGUACUCAUCUGACUUAUCACCUGCACAACAUCAAGGGAUCCUCAGGAAGAUAGCUGCAUCUAGAGAUUUUUCUUCAUCAAUCACAGAUAUACAAGGGGCUUUCUUUAAAGAAAUACCUCUUUCUUAUUUAUGGAAUGAGACUGGAUAUAAUUCUUCAAUGAUGAAAGAAAAAGAACUAAGAAGAAGCCAGGCUUUGUAUCUGUACAAACUAUUGUCUAGGAAAAACUCUCCUGCUGACCUCUUAAGCACAGGACAGCUUGUAAAAGGAGUAACUUGUCACCUGAUUGAAAGUAUGGGCGCAGACUUUUUUUUAAACCAUUUUAAAUUCUUUGAGAAGAAUCUUCAUCUGCUUUCUCCAUAUCAGGUUAAUUGUUUGGCUUGGAAAUUUUGGAAAGUCUCAAAUGCUUCUAUGCCUCCCUUCUUAUUAUUUGUGCUUCCGGUUGAGUAUCUGGAGUAUGUUUCAGGCUCUUUGUGUGUCCCUUUUAUUGCGAGUCUGGGAAAGACUGAGAUGGACAUUGUGAAUCCAAGCCUUCACAAAAAGAGCGCUGUCCUGCAGAAAGUACAGGAGUGCUUGAAUGGCUCCAUUGCUGAUGAAUAUGAUGUUGACCUACUUGGAAAUCUGAUCUGCCACUUACCUCCAGCUUCUAUACGUGGCAGAAUGUCCCUGAAGGCAAUGGCAAUAGCCCUGCAUCAAUUCAAACUCUGCCGACAGCUCAGCCAUGAGCAGAAGAUUGAAAUUAAAUACAAACUCCUCGAGUUAUAUGGCUCCCCAAAGACCUGGACAGCUGAAACAACAUUAGAUGUCGGACCAUUCAUAGCUCUGUUGUCAAAAGGAGAAUUAAAUGUCCUUGCCAUAAAGUUCCCAAAUAUCAUUUUACAAAUAGCAAAGACAAUUGGGCCAAUUUCUUCAGCUGAAGAGCUUCUAUCAACUGUAUUUGAAUUUGUCUCCAAUACCACUGCCAGCAACAGAUCAUCUAUCACCAGUCCUGAUUGCUUAGGAACCAGAGCCCCUUCUUCGGAUGAAAUUAUUAAAUUAGCAGAAGCAAAUGCCUUUUGGUCAGUUCAGGAACUGAAAUGCAUGGAUGCAGAAACAUUUGAUAAAAAUGUGGAACUUCUUGGGACUGUGUCAGAUUUUAACAGCUCCCAACUUACUGUCUUGAAGGAAAAAGCCAAGCAGGUUUGGGGAUCACUGUCAGACUGGAAGAGUUACCAUAUUGUUUCUCUGGGGCGCAUUGCUCUGGCACUCACUGAAAAUGAAAUAGAAGAGCUGGAUUUACAUUCUAUUGACACCAUUUCUAUGCUGAGUCAACACACAGAGUGGACUUUUACUCAGGCGAGAUCUAUAUUGCAAGGUUUUCUAGAAGACUCUGGCCACACGAUCAGUACACUAAAAAGCUUUGAUUUAGUUGGAUUAGGAGCUAUUCUCUGUGCUCUGAAUUCCACAGAAAUCAUGUCCAUAAGGAGUGCUGAAUUCAGUGCUGCUGUUGCAAGAAUUGGCUUGUUGUUCUGUAGCACUCCUGUGCUAAAGCAGUUUAAGAAGAUGGCAGAAUUGGUGUUCGGAAUUGCUACCAGCUGGAACAACUCUAUUCUACAGGAGAUUGGUACUAUAGCAGGUGGUUUGAAUGAGGAUGAAUUAAAAGCUUUUGAUAAAAACUUGAUGCCAUAUUUCCAGCCAGUAGCAAUAAAAAAUAUACCUGCUGAAAUUUUCCAAGCAUUGUUCCCAGAACAAAUAGCAAACCUGGGCCCCGAAAAUGCCGCCAUGGUUACUGAAUCACAGCGUGAGCGUCUGAGCAUGUCACAGCUCCAAAGUCUUCAGCUGGCACUGGAUGGUGCCAGGACAAGCACCCAAGAGACGCACAGCAACACAAGCACCACUCAGGUGGCACAAACCCCAGCUCCAAGCGGUGCUCCCCAUUUGAAUAGCUUCAGCAUCUGGUUGUGUGCUGUGUUUGUGCUUCCCCUGCCCUUCUGAAUCCAUAAUUGUUAGGCUUAUGUACCCUGGAGCUCACAAAGGUGAUGAUAGAACCAAAGAGUUGCAGCUCAGCACAGUUCAGAGGCUCUGAGUUGCUUGAGUGCGAAGUGGUAGAUUUCUUAAAAAGCAACACCUUCAUCUGGCAUCAUGGUGUGAAGUAAACCCUCUGUCUACCUUCACACAUAAAACAGCAUUCCUCCAAAUAUUUCAGAAUAAGCAGAACUGGAAAUGGCUUAAGUGUCUUAUGAGGAAACCACUAAAAGGCAUACUUACGUGCUAGAAAGGUGCCUGAAUAACUUAGAGGACAACUAGCAGGUGAUUGUUAUUCAGAAGCUGAUGUAUUGUAUCCUUUUUUUUUUUUUU